GAGUCAUGUCUCGAUAUACAAUUGUGUCCGUCAAAGAGACUGGUUGUAGUAAGUAUUCUGUACGGAAUAUGGAGCAGGAGGUGAUGCCCGAUACGCGGGCCAGUCAUGUGGAGACAACAACUCAACGCCCAGCACCACCUCUCCUGCUACCUGCCUUUUCCAUCCUCUUUCCUUCUUCUCACGACUCAUCUCUAGCUUCAUCAUUUUUAUCCUUUAAGCAUUUGAUCUUCAUACUCAUUUCCACCGGCUCCAUCUGCAGAUAACAAACUCGCACUACUGCAUCUCCGGCCAGCCGGUAACGCAUUGAUCAACAGAGGGACCGGUCCAUACGCCUCUUAAGGUGACAGUUGGUCUCAUUCAAGCACAAUAUUUGCUCGGCCCUAUUCGAUCAGCAGUUCUCCAUUGGAAUAGACGGAGAAAGGAAAAAGAAAAGAUUCAGAUAUAAGCAAGAUGGCGAAAACCGCCGCUAUGAAAGAGGAGGUGCACAAGCUCGUGCAGAAGACUAGUCACCUCGCACUAGGCAACCCCCCUGACCCUGGCACAGAACCAGCUAUUCCCCAUGCCGCAGAAGGGUACGAGGCUGUGGCAGCAUUCUCGCCCACAAUGGCGUCGUACCUGGAAUUGAUCUACAAAUCCGUGAUGACCUCUGAGACGUGCAGAUCAGACUUCCUCCAGAAGGUCCAGAGCGAGUCUUCUGAUGGAAAGGAACAUGCAGAUCCACUUUCAUCGUUGGCAGACUUUCAAGCAUACAUGGCUAGUCCGGCUUCGGCUGCAUUGCGACCCCCACAAAAGCAGGAUACCUCGGCUCCUAUCUCGGACUAUUUCAUCUCGUCCAGUCAUAAUACGUACUUGACUGGUAAUCAGCUCUACAGCGACGCUGCUGCUAGCGCAUAUACGAACGUUCUCCUUGGCGGCUGCCGAUGUGUAGAGAUUGAUGUCUGGGAUGGACAAGCUGACUCAGACGACUCAGACACCAGUAGCAGCAGUAGCAGCUCAGACGACGAGAAGCCUCAUAAGAAGGAGCAGAAAGAGCGCCGAAAGCAGAAGAGACUGGAAAAAGAAAAGAAGGCAACUAGCCGCCGGUCCCGCAUUAAUGAUGCCGUCUCUUCCAAGCUGGGCGGCAUUAUGGGCAGCAAAUCUGCAUCCCAAAACGCAUCUACUGUUGCUGAUGGCAAUGCCCAGGACGGACCGGCUCAUAUGCCGUUACGGCCGGAGCCUAGAGUACUCCACGGUCACACACUCACCAAGGGGACAACGUUCCGUGAUGUCUGCAAUGCGAUCCGCGACAGUGCCUUUGUUGUCAGCGACUUUCCGGUGAUUGUCAGCUUGGAGGUGCAUGCCUGUCUCGAACAGCAGGAGAUUAUGGUGGAGAUCAUGCAGGAGGCGUGGAAAGGGUUCUUGAUCACUAUCACUCCGGAAAUGCUGAACAGCCCAUGCAUGCCUACACUGGAAGACUUGAAGCGGAAGAUUUUGAUCAAGGUGAAGUGGCUGCCAGAGUCGGUCAGUGGUGAGGCGAAUGAAGCCGUAGAGGAUCUUGAGGAGCUCGAAGGGGUGCAAUCACAGAAGUCGCAGGAGGGGUCGACAGCGCCACCACCGAAGCCUUCUAAGAUCUUGAAUGCUCUGAGUAGACUAGCCGUCUAUACCAAGGGAUUUAGCUUUAAGCGCUUGGAUCAACCAGAGGCAAAAAUACCCGGCCACGUAUUCUCCCUCUCCGAAAGCGCCGCCAAAGAAACAUCCCAGAACUACCACGAUGCUCUAUUCGAACACAACCGGAGCAACUUCAUGCGCGUCUACCCCUACGGUCUCCGCGUGAACUCCUCCAACCUCGACCCAACCUUCCAUUGGCGUCGCGGCGCGCAGAUCGUCGCCCUAAACUGGCAAAACCUCGACAAAGGCACCAUGCUGAACCACGGCAUGUUCAGAGGAGAACCAGGAUGGGUGCAGAAACCACAAGGCUACCGAAGCUCGGAAAAACCCUCUACCCCGAUCACUCAACGAACUCUGGAUCUUUCAAUCGAGUUCUUCGCCGGACAGGACCUAUCCCUCCCACCCGGCGACACCAAGGAGAAGAGCUUCCAUCCGUACGUGACAACCUGCCUGCACAUCGAGCAGCCGGGAGAAGAAGCUGGUGCUGCAGGGGAUGACGACAGCACGGAUACAGAGAAGAAUAGCUACAAGCGGACCAUCAAGAGCUCUGUCGGGGUGACGCCCGAUUUUGGCCCUCAGACGAUCGAGUUUCCGCAGGUGGCAGGGAUCGUUGAGGAAUUGAGUUUCGUCAGAUUUAAAAUCAAGGACAACGAACUCGGCCGCGACUCCAUGGCAGCAUGGACGUGCAUCCGACUAGAUCGGCUGCAGAGUGGUUAUCGUCUUCUCCACUUCCACGACUGCACUGGGUGGAAAUCAGGUGGUGUGGUUUUGGUGAAGAUCACCAAGAACAUUUCUUAACCUGUUAUCUCAAUCCUGGAAGCCACGAAAUUUGAAUUUGUAUAGAGCAGGCGGUAGUGCCACAAUGAAACGCAUAUGUACUUGAUUUUCUUGGGCUGCUGCAGCCUUGUCUUCUCCCUAGAAACGCAGCCUCAAUGAAACGCUCACGCAUACUUGGCUUGUGAGACUUUUUACUAUCUGAUUGGAAGCACUGUCUGCAGCGCGGGCUACUACGAAAAUACUUGUUCUUGGAGCAUCCCAUGGUACA
Aspergillus ruber CBS 135680 is the source of this 2692-nucleotide messenger RNA. RefSeq names its product putative phosphoinositide-specific phospholipase C. The coding region runs from base 451 to 2445 and encodes 664 amino acids. The record is from RefSeq and is a predicted model, not a curated record. Gene Ontology annotation, biological process: phosphatidylinositol-mediated signaling; lipid metabolic process. The transcript has 4 exons. Lineage: Eukaryota; Fungi; Ascomycota; Eurotiomycetes; Eurotiales; Aspergillaceae. Gene Ontology annotation, molecular function: phosphatidylinositol-4,5-bisphosphate phospholipase C activity.